Molecule: messenger RNA, 3220 nt
Organism: Misgurnus anguillicaudatus (oriental weatherfish)
Lineage: Eukaryota; Metazoa; Chordata; Actinopteri; Cypriniformes; Cobitidae
Gene: tcp11l1
Product: t-complex 11, testis-specific-like 1
Biological process (GO): signal transduction
Source: RefSeq, a predicted model, not a curated record
GACUACAACAAACCGUUCUGCGCGGUACUUCCGUAAAUACACGCAUCAGGUUGUAUGGAUCCAUCUAGAACAGCAACCAUCUGAAUACUCUUGUUCAUAUGUGCCAAAUUUUAACUGAAUGAAAAUAAAGUUUAGGAGCGCGUUCGUUCAUAUAACAGACUUUUUGAUUAAAGCAAAGGAUGUCCAAGGAAUCCAAUGAGUCCUCUAAAGAGGACCUGGACAAGGAUGGAAUGGAGAAUUCUGCACAACCAUCAGAAGAGAUGAUCCGGAAGAGAAUGAGAAGAAAUACUCCCAGUCCUCAUAGACUCACACCACAGUCCAGUCCACCCAAACAUGUCUCAGUGGAGGAACUUAUGGAGACAGCCAAAGGAGUCACCAACAUGGCACUGGCCCAUGAAAUAGUGACAAACAGCUCUUUUGAAGUGAAGCCUUUUGAGCCUGAAGAAGGAAGUUUGGAGAAGUGGGUCAAAGACAUAAUGCACAAAGCAUUCUGGGAUUGCCUUGAGGCACAGCUGAAUGAGAAUCCACCAUCAUACAGUCACGCUAUCAGACUGGUUGGGGAAAUUAAAGAGACCCUUCUGUCUUGUCUCUUGCCAAGCCAUAGUCGACUGAGAGGUCAAAUUGAGGAAGUUCUGGACCUCUCAUUGAUCCAGCAAGAGGCUGAAAACGGUGCUCUAGACAUUAGUAAAGUGGCCCAGUUUAUAAUCGACAUGAUGGCCACCUUUUGCGCACCCUGUCGUGACGAGGAGGUCAAACGGCUUCGCGAAAUCACUGACGUAGUCCCCCUUUUUAAGUCUAUAUUUGCAGUGCUGGACAAGAUGAAGAUUGACAUGGCCAACUUUACUGUCAGCAGUUUGCGACCUCACCUUUUGCAGCAAUCAGUAGAAUAUGAGAGAAAGAAAUUUCAAGAGUUCCUAGAAAAACAACCCAAUGCUUUGGAUUUCACAAAGAAAUGGCUUCAAAGCACAGCAGAUUAUGUAACUAGUGGACAGGUGGAGGGUGGGGCAACAAGCACACCUAAUUCUGCCCAACUCCCUCUCACUGUGCACAAUCACGCCUAUCUACGUCUUUUGAAAUGGGACUAUGAUGCAGAGUCAUUUCCUGAGACGGUUCUCAUGGAUCAGUGCCGAUUUCAGGAGAUGCAACUGGAACUUGAGCAGCUGGCACUGGUGGCAUCGGUACUCCUCAUAGUGUAUAACAGUGCUGGGGAGGCCAUUUCUGGACUUCCAGGCCUCAUGGAUCAAUUAAAGAAAACCAUUAAGAUACUAGUAGCAGAAAUGCACACGCCGUCCUUCAAAGAUGAUGAAGCCUUUGCCACCAUUGGAGAAAAGAUGUGUUUGGAGCUCAGAGAAUGCCUGUCUCAACAUGGCUUUUCGCCAUUUUCUACAGACCGAGAGAGCACUUUGAAAGGCCAAAUUAUAGCUGCUAAGUCUGCAGACAACCCCAUCCGUAAGGUCAUUGACUCCCGGAUCCAGACUUACCUUUUGGGGUUCCUGGAGUCAAGUAUUAACAAGAGUGCCCCAGUCCUCCCUGGAGGUCUGGGACCCAUCAGCAAAGAAUUAGAAGAGAUUGGUGUUAAGCUACGACGGUUGGUAACCUUCAACAAGCUUGUUUAUUCUCCAUUCUACCAAAAGAUCCUCCAAGAAGUUCUGGCACAAGGGGAAAGCGCAGAUGUUUAAAUGCCACACCUGAAAUAUGGUUUUCACGUUCUAUCUACUGUAGCUAAAUGCACGUAAUAGUGUUAAGGAAAUAGUUCAUUAACCCUUCAAAGCUCACAUGCUAGCACCUUUAACAAAGGGUUUAUGUCACAGACUCCUCUCAUUGUGUUAUACAGUAUCAGGGAAUAUUAAUGAAUGUAUUAAGACAUGAGAUUUGCCUAAAUGUUAAAAUCUGCUUGUUAAGUUGUUGCGUUGAACUGCUUCCGAGUCCAACCACUCUCAAAUGACAGGAAAAAACACGCUUAUAUACACUCAUAUCAGAAUGCAAAACUACCAGAAAACUCAAGUGUGUCCAUAACGAAUCCGAGAUGACCAGACAUAUAGACUCAUGACCAUGAAUUUUUAAUAUAUUCAUAUAUUGUUACAUAUUAAAGGGAUAAUUCACCCAAAAAUGAAUAUUCUGUUAUCAUUUUCUCACUCUCAUGUUGUUCCAAACCUGUAUAAAUGUCUUUGUUCUGAUGAACAGGAAGAAAGAUAUUUCGAGAAAUGUUUGUUAUUAAACCAAUCAUAAGCCCAAUUCACUCCCAAAGUAGAAAAAAAGAAUACUAUGAAAGUCAAGGGGGGUCAUGAACGGUUUGGUUACAAACAUUCCCUAAAAUAUCUUCCUUCCUGUUCAUCAGAACAAAGAAAUUUUUUGAGGUUUGUAACAACAUGAGAUUGAGUAAAUAAUGACAGAAUUUUCAUUUUUGGGUGAACUGUCCCGUUAACAAGCUGAUAUGGCAAGGACUGCUGAUAGCUAGAACAGUAUAUUGAAUUAUAAAAGAGGUGAACCUAGCAAAUACUGUUAUUGUGUGCGAUUAAAUAUUUAAAUGGUUUAUUGAGUUUUACUUAAGAUUUACAUUCAACGUUUUUUAGUACUUUUAGACAUUUCUGCCAUGUCUUAACCCUUGUAUUGAGGUUUCUGGCCCAUUUUGUUGAACUUUGCUUUGAUGUGAGGGAAAAGAUUGGUGCCUUAGUUUGUGCAAUGCCACUUAAAAUAUGUGCACAUUGUUAAUUUUCCUAUUUAAGAAUUUGUUUUUAACCAUCUAAUUAUUCUCAUGUUGAACACUAAGCAUGGUCUUUUUAAAGGAUUCGUGAUGUUUUUGUCAAUGCUGAGCAUGUUUUACAACAGACACAUUUGUUUUAAAGCACUUCACAAAUGCACUUCUCUUUGUUUUUAACUAAUGAUUUGUAUCUUAUUGAUGCAGUAUCACUAAUGGUUAUUUUAGGGAAUGCUAUACUAAUAAAAAACAACUACUUGUGUGAAGAAAACAUUAUUUAUUCUAUUUGACUGGUUUAAUUGUUACGUAAUUCGCUUGCCACAAACUUUUGAUUAUAAUGUUAAAUGUGUAUAUAUCAGAAGCAUCCACAUGAUCAUAAUAUUAUUUAUAGGCAUCUGCAUCAUUGAAGAAUCAUGAAUGAUUUACUUUCCAUGUUUAUUGCAAAGGUAUUGUCUGCUACUUGUAUAAUAACCAUUGCAGCUUUUAAAUAAACAAACUGCUUGUAAGUUUACACCACAAAAA